Molecule: messenger RNA, 2547 nt
Organism: Calliphora vicina (urban bluebottle blowfly)
Lineage: Eukaryota; Metazoa; Arthropoda; Insecta; Diptera; Calliphoridae
Gene: lobo
Product: lost boys
Exons: 8
Coding region: 1-2547 (848 amino acids)
Biological process (GO): flagellated sperm motility
Cellular component (GO): motile cilium
Molecular function (GO): zinc ion binding; nucleic acid binding
Source: RefSeq, a predicted model, not a curated record
AUGAAACCUGGUGAAUGUAUGAAAGAAUACAUUGACAAAUUUUUCGAAAUAGUCGAUAAAUUGCGUGAGAUGGAGAUCAAUAUUCCAGAUCCAUUGUUAAGUAUCCUAAUCCUGUAUAGCAUCCCCGAAGAAUAUGAAUCCUUCCGUAUAGCUAUAGAAACCCAAGAAACGUUAAUGUCCCCAGAAACCCCUAUGAUAAAAUUACUUGAAGAGUAUGAUGCUCGUCGAACAGUAAGUGAAAAUAAUAACGAUGCUAUGAUGGUGAAGAAAUAUAACAAAGACAAGAAUCAAACAUCGGGUAAGAAAACUUUCAAGUACAAGUACUACAAUUGUGGUAAAAUUGGCCAUAAAGCCAAUGAAUGUAAGUCAAAACCAAACAAAAAUAACGAGAAAACCCCAAAUAACCCUGAAAAUGUAAAAUCUGUUGCUUUUCACCCCACCAGGCUGAUGUCACCCUCAACAUUGCUAAGACGACGUCGCGGGAAUAGCUUCGAAAUGGCGACACUUUUAUGUAGCAUGCUAAUUGGGGCUGGAUUUCCAGCUGUGGUUGUAUCAGGAGUUGCUCAUGCACACGUUGUAGAAAAUAAUCAACGCAACGUUCCAUAUCCCCAUAAAAUAAUUGAAAUUAAUAUCGAUGAUGAUGUUAAAGGUACAGCGAAAACUGAGCAAACGUAUAGGCUGCGGCCAAUGCCUGACUUGAAAAGUCAUUUAAAUGAAAAUAUGACAGCACUUUUAAAAGAAAAAGCUGAAGAAGAGCAAAGGAUACGAGAUGAGAUCAAAAGGACUGAACAGGAGGAACUUGAACUGAAAGCCGUAGAUAAGUAUCAUUAUCGCAGAUCGCAUGCUUGGGUGGCAAUAAUUGAGAAUGCUCCUUGGAGUAUUAAGCCAAAGAAAACGUAUGUAAACGAAAGUGGGGAUAUUACCGAAGAACCGCCCACAGUGCGAUUUAUUGAGCCAUCAACAGGACUCUUCUGUGAAUCCCAUUGUAAAAACUACAUUCUAAUCGAUAGCGUAUGGAAUAAUUGCCAAUACUACGUAAACAAGCAGCAAUAUUUACGCGUUUCAGACAUUCGUUGGGAUCUCAGGAAUAAUGAAGACUGGGAACAUCUUCUGCCAGGAGAGCCUUACGAAAUGCGAACUCGUGCAGGCCAUUCUGAUGAGAACGUAAUUUCUACCGAUCAUCUUUUAGCAGAGGAGAAACAUUUAGACACAGUACGAUCGUGGGUUACUCGACUACAUAUUGGCGAAAAGGAAUUCGAAGAGCGUUUUCCACAACUGCAAAAAACCAUCUUAUACCAACGUUCUAAACACGAAAGAUUCUCUCCGUAUACUCAAAAAGAUGGCAAAGUCAUGCAGUUGACACUCUAUAACGAUAAUGAUUUCCAGAAACCUUCUGAGCGCUGGGAAUAUUACGAAAAUCGAACCGAUUUGCUUUUGCAACUAAAAUUUACCUACGACACUUCCGAAAUUGAAGAAACCUUUGAUAAAGGACGAAACGAUAGUUUGAAAUUUCUUCGUUCCAAUAUGAAUCCAGUAGCUCCCAAAGAAUUAUAUUUCUUUUCCGAGCCUCGACUAGAUUCGCUGAAAUAUUUAAAAGUUGAAAGUGAUCGUAUUGUGCUUCAUUAUGGUAAGCGAAGUGACUUUUGCUUCUAUAAGGAAUUUGAAUUUAAACCUACUGGUCAAGUUUUAAAGAAAAUUGUUGAAAAAUUUAAUCGCAACAUACUUUUACCAGCUGAUAAAGAUAUUGCCAUUCGCACUUUUAUUCUAAGUCAACGCAAAAUAUCGUUAAGAUAUCAUUAUGCCAGAGGGGCUCUGACGGCAUCAACACGUGUAUUUAUAAAACCUCCAACGCCAGAUUAUGGCCAGGAAGUUGUAUUUGAUCCUUCCUUAAUCAAAUCCUAUAAGGCAAAUUUUUCUGAAUGCGAUCCCACAACACUUGAAUUGUAUCGAAUUUUUUUGGCUCAGCUGCAGUACGAGGAUAAACUGAUAAAGCAGUUUGAAAAGAUUCUUGAGGAAACGAAUGGAAUUUUGGAUCAGCGCAAAAAUGAAUUGGAAAAGUCUUGUCUUAAAUUUCGAAUCUUUGAUUGUCUUCGCAAUAAAGCUGCACGAAUUAAACGUCUGCAACAGUGUGCCGAUGAAGAAGUCUAUCAACGUGAGUUAAAAGCCAAACCAGCUGAUUUUCUUGCUCCUUAUUUGGUGGCGUAUAAAAAUCGUAAACUGACUUAUGAAGAAUCAUGGACUGCCUACAAUGCCUGCCUAUUCGAUUUAAAAUCCCGUUUUGUCGGCCUUCUCAAUGAUUUGCAACGUCAAUAUGAAGAUCUAACAACGGAAUCAAAGUCACUGCAAAGAUUUUUGAAUAAAUUUGAAAAUCAGUUCAAUAAUAAUGACUAUGAACAACUAGUAACUGAAGCAAAGGAAAUUGGUUUGAACAAACGUAUGGUGCAACAACGUUUGACUUUGACGCAUGAAGGUUCUCAGAAGAAAUAUGAGACAGUUAAAGAGUCAUUAAUGUGCGAUUCUCGUUUAAAUCUCCAUAAAAAUAAAUAA